Molecule: messenger RNA, 1943 nt
Organism: Eucalyptus grandis
Lineage: Eukaryota; Viridiplantae; Streptophyta; Magnoliopsida; Myrtales; Myrtaceae
Product: hippocampus abundant transcript-like protein 1
Exons: 14
Coding region: 362-1756 (464 amino acids)
Biological process (GO): transmembrane transport
Molecular function (GO): transmembrane transporter activity
Source: RefSeq, a predicted model, not a curated record
AAGGGCAAAAAAAAGCAACCUCAUCAUCAUCAUCAGUCCCACACCCUCUGCAAAAGAGAGAGAGAGAGAGUUGCAGAGGCGAACAUGGAGAGAACACACGCCGGCGGGUAGGCGGCACACGAACGCCGACCGCCCCGCACGCGCCACCCCGCGCUCUCCUCGCUCUCCUCGCUCGCUCCCUUUCCCACCCCUCUAUUUAUGCUCGCCCUCCACCUCUCACCACCAACCGCUCCCUGUCGCCAUCCUCAUCAUCACCAUCAUCACCACCAUCACCGUCUUCGUCCUCAUCCUCUCUCGAGCUUUCUCGAGAAUCCGAUCGCGCCGCGUUCCGGUCAUUAGCUUUUUGCGGGAACCCUGAGAAAUGGCGGUGGAGAAGAGGAACUGCGGUAGAGGCGGAGGAGGAGGAGGAGGAGGAGGAGGAGGAGGGUGGAGGGAGCUGAGGCCGCUGGUGCAACUGCUGCUGCCGCUCUGCGUGCACUGGAUCGCCGAGGAGAUGACGGUCUCCGUCCUCGUCGACGUCACCACCUCCGCCCUCUGCCCCGGCCAGUCCACCUGUUCUCAGGCCAUCUACAUCAACGGCAUCCAACAGACGGUCGUUGGGGUGUUCAAGAUGGUGGUGCUUCCACUCUUGGGUCAGCUUGCAGACGAAUGUGGGCGUAAACCAAUGCUCCUUCUCACCCUGUCAACCACCAUCUUCCCUUUUGCUCUUCUCGCCAUGAAUCAGUCCAAGGAGUUCGUGUACGCUUACUAUGCGAUCCGCACGGUUUCUUACAUCAUAAGUCAAGGCAGUAUAUUCUGCAUUUCCGUUGCAUAUGCGGCCGACGUCAUCGAGGACAGCAAGAGAGCUGCGGCAUUUAGUUGGAUAACGGGUCUUUUUUCUGCUUCUCAUGUCCUUGGGAACGUGCUGGCUCGUUUUCUUCCGGAGAAGUACAUCUUUCAUGUUUCCAUAGCGCUGCUGAUAUUAUGCCCAGUUUACAUACAACUGUUUCUGCGUGAGACAGUAAAAUCUACUCCAAAGCAGGACCAAGAUUCAUCAACUCUGGGUAAAAUAGCCAAGGUUUUGCAUAAGAGGUACACGUCAAUGAGAAAUGCAGCAACAAUAGUAGCAAGCAGCCCUGCACUCAGAGGCAUUUCUCUCGUUUCUUUCUUCUAUGAGUUGGGAAUGUCAGGGAUCAGCAGUGUCUUGCUGUACUAUCUCAAGGCAGCUUUUGGCUACAACAAGAACCAAUUCUCAGAAAUCCUUAUGAUGGUGGGAAUAGGUUCAAUAGUUUCUCAGGUGGUGGUGCUUCCUCUAGUCAUUCCUCUGGUCGGAGAGAAAGUGAUACUAUGCGCAGCAUUACUCUCAUCAAUUGCAUAUGCACUGCUAUAUGGAUUUGCAUGGGCACCAUGGGUACCUUAUUUGAGUGCCUCUUUUGGAGUCAUCUACAUACUUGUCAAACCCUCGACGUAUGCUAUCAUUUCAAAAGCAUCAACUUCCGCUGAUCAGGGAAAGGCGCAGGGAUUCAUUGCUGGUGUGCAGUCCAUAGCGAGCUUGCUGUCGCCUCUCGCCAUGAGUCCAUUAACUUCAUGGUUCAUCUCUAAGAGCGCCCCCUUCGACUGCAAGGGCUUCAGCAUCGUCUGCGCAUCUAUCUGCAUGGUAAUAGCCCUGUGCUACGCCUGCAUGCUCAAACCGGAAGAGAGCCCGAGGCAGGACACGCCCGACCCAGAGGACAACCUGGAGGCUCCGCUCCUGCGCGACGCCCAGUGCUCGAGCUGAGGAUAAACUGAACACCCCCAACUGUACAGCCACAUUAGUAGUCUUCUCUGUAGAGAGGAAUGUGUACACUAUAAUUUGUACAUGGUCCUAGAGUGCUAUAAUAGCAACCUCUGCCGUCAAUUUUUGCUGUAACUUCCAUCCUUCCCUUUUAUUCUUCCUUCUCUCUAUCUACUGAGAAUCUUCCUUC